Molecule: messenger RNA, 1809 nt
Organism: Drosophila willistoni
Lineage: Eukaryota; Metazoa; Arthropoda; Insecta; Diptera; Drosophilidae
Gene: Ance-2
Product: angiotensin-converting enzyme
Exons: 4
Coding region: 1-1809 (602 amino acids)
Biological process (GO): proteolysis
Cellular component (GO): plasma membrane
Molecular function (GO): peptidyl-dipeptidase activity; metallopeptidase activity
Source: RefSeq, a predicted model, not a curated record
AUGUUAAAUUUUUUUCUGUUAAUUUCACUUUGUUGGGGCUUAGUUUUAGGAGAAUCCUUGACUGAAUUUUUAAAUGAAGCUAAUCAUAAUUUAGCUUUAGCCUAUGAUCAAGAGGUUUUAGCUCAAUUACAACAUGAAAUUCAAGGACCCAAUGAUCUGGUUGCUCUUCUACAAAUUGAAAUUGCUAAUGAAAGAUUAAUGAAAUAUAUUAACUAUCUAAACAAUAAAGGAAAAAAGUUUAAAAAGAUAGAAGUGGAAAACUUAAAGCAACGUCGACUACUCUCAAUGUUGCCCCAGUUGGGCUAUGAGGCACUGACGGGUAUGGAAUUAAGACGUAUCUACUCUCUAUCCGCCAAUAUGAGUGAGAGUUAUAAGAAUGUCAAACUUUGUGCUUAUGAAAAUCGAAAGAACUGCACUUUAAGCCUAAUACCAGAUGUCCAGACAAUAGUACAAGAGAGUAAAAAUAUAGAUGAGAUCGAGUAUUAUUGGUAUGAAUGGCGUCGUUCAACAGGUUUGAGUACACGUUCACAAUUUGUCGAGUUCAUGGAGCUCUACAAAAAGACAGCACGUCUCAAUGGCUAUCUCCAGGCAGAGGAUUAUUGGUUUCGUGGCCUGGAGUUGAAUGGCGUGGAGACUUUAAAAAUUCUAGAUGGUUUUAUGGCUGCAUUGAGACCUUUAUUUCUGCAAUUUCAUGCUCAUGUUCGAGGCUCUUUAAGAAAAAUGUAUGGCGAACGUUUGAUACCCAAAGGCAGACCAUAUCCUCAACAUUUAUCCGAGAUUUUCAUAGGCAAUGCCUUUCGUCGAGUUCAGGCGGAAUGGUUUGUUGAUUUACCAGCACCAAAUGUGGGUUUGUUUAAUAUAACUGAAGCCUUACAAAGACGUGGUUGGACUACCACCCAGAGAGUCUUUUGGAAUGUGGCCGAAUAUUUUAGAGGCAUUGGUUUGCCACAAUUGGAGAGUUCCCUGUGGACUUUUGCCCAGCCAAUGUCCUAUCAGGAGGAGGAUCAUUGUUUUCACAAGGCUUGGCGUUUCUAUGCUCUACGACAGAUCAAUUUCACCUACUGCCCUCUUAAUGAUGAGGAACGUUUCUUUAAUAUGUUUGAAGCCCAGAGUGAUGUACAUUUCUUUAGAGCUACCGCUGAGCAACCCACACUCUUGCAGGAAGAACCUUUUCCACAUUUUAGCGAUGCAAUUGGCAAAUGUUUCUCCUUAGCUGCCACUUCCCCUCGCUAUCUACACAAAAUCGGCUUGAUAAGGGAAUCCAAAUGGUUUGAAUUGCCAGCUCGUCUAAAUCGUUUGUAUAUUCAAGGUUUGAGAGUAAUAUUCUUAUUACCAGUUUUCUAUGUACUCGAUCGAUAUAGAGUGGAGGCUCUGAGUGGUCACAUAAAAGCGGAUGACAAUGAGGCCUAUUGGCGUCUAACGGAGUUCUAUACCGGAGCAGCGGCCCCAAAGAGAAGAACUAAUGCUGACUUUGAUGUGCCAGCUAAACUCUUAAUGGAAGUAGAUGAUCAAUAUGCCAGCCAAAUAUUCAGCACAGUUUUGCAGUUUCAAUUGCUGAAACACUUUUGCUCGAGAACUGGUCAAGACAGGCCCUUGGAUCUAUGUGAUCUUUCGGAUCAGAGUGGACUUGGUCCUGGCUUACGACGUACCAUGGCUUUGGGCUCAUCGCAACAUUAUAGCCAUGUCCUGCAAAAACUUCUUGGUGAAACGGAGUUAAAUAUCGAUGGGCUUCUGAGUUACUUUCAGCCAUUACACAAUUGGCUAGUACAGCAAAAUCGUUUAAACAAUUUGGAUGUGGGUUGGGCAUAA